UCCGUUUCUUGAAUCACUGCUCUGACGUAUUGUUACGCGCAUCUACAUACAAAUUAUAUAACGUUCAUUUGACUGUGUUUGUUUUGUGAGCUGACUCUGUAUAAACGACCAAAGGGAUGUGUCUGCUGAGAAAAUUAAAAGAAUGCUUCAAUAACGCGUAAAAUGUGCAAUGCGCGGACAAUAGCCCUGUGGCGAGUGAGUGUGAUGUGAGCAGCAUGCGGUGGCUGGCAAUGGUCGCCGUGGUCAUGGUAGCCGUGGUGAUGGCAGCCGCGGAGGUGGUGCAGGCGUGGAACUGUGUGUGCAACCCCAGCGAGUGCGAGAGCUUGGAGCCCAGCGGGUGUCCAGGGCAGGGCUACUUAGUGUGGGAUCCCUGCAGAUGCUGCCAAGUAUGCGCAAGAACGUUAGGAGAAGACUGCGGCGAGUUCAAAGGGACUUGCGAGCCCAAGCUACAGUGCAUCGAGGGCACGUGCACCACGUGAAGCUGGCGCAAAAUGGACCUUGUAUUAUAUGUUCAUAGAGUAGAAAUUAAACAUAUCUCAAAAACUGUAGAAUGUGAGGACCAGCUUCAGACCCGGGCCAGGAAGCGUUGUCUCUACUGACAAUAAAUUAGAUAGUGGGAGGCGAUCGUUUUGUACAAGGUAACAUCUCGAUCACAAAGUGUAUCCAGUAUCAACAUUUUACGUACAUCCAUAAAGCAAAUACACAGUUUUGUAUUAACUGUUACAUAAAAUUCUUGCCUUCAGAAACACCUUGAGCGUUCAAAUAUGGUUUUUUUUUUCAAUUUAUUUUUAAAGGACCUUUAUAAAAAAAAUAUGGUUUUAUGUCAUUUUCAAUAUGCAACAGUUAAGCCCCAAGCUAUACUAUAAUAAAAUUACUAAUUGCUGGUACUUAUUCGUGUGUACAUAAAUAAUAUAUAAUCGAGUAUGCUGUAAAAUGCCAGGCAUAAAAUAAAAUGCCUAAAAUAUUUUGGAAAAAAUGACGUAAGGUAGGUACAGCGGGGCAAAUCUCGACUGGGGGUGGAUACAUGUAGAACUCAACAUCAUAGUACAGUAAUAAUUGUAAAAAUGGAUCAGUUACAAUUGCCCCCCAGUCGAGAUUUGCCCCGCAGUACCUUAAUUUUUUAUACCCAAUGAAUAUAUGACUAGGCAUUUCAUACAAUACCCGAAUGCUAUACACGUCAAAUAUCCCGAAUAUUUUAAGCUUCAUGUCAAUGUGUUUACGACCUACGACCGCCAUUGUCAAUGCAUUGAUCAUACUACGUAUUAUUUCCAAUUGACAUUUACAUUUUGAACUAAAUCUGAUGUGAAUCAUAGAUUUCAUUGUCUGGCUUCCACUUUACAUGACUGGCUAUUGCAGGAAUUAUUUGAACAAGCCACAAUGGGAUAUUAACAGACAACAUGAGAUGUUAUAAAAAUAGUGUAUAGGUAAUGAUUAUACAUUACAGGCAUACAGUGUUGAUUUAUUUAUAUCUAGCUGAUUGUUGUAUAGGGGCAUUUUCAGAAUUUGGGACCCCCA
Molecule: messenger RNA, 1515 nt
Organism: Leguminivora glycinivorella
Lineage: Eukaryota; Metazoa; Arthropoda; Insecta; Lepidoptera; Tortricidae
Gene: oeh
Product: endothelial cell-specific molecule 1
Exons: 4
Coding region: 216-479 (87 amino acids)
Biological process (GO): regulation of signal transduction; regulation of cell growth
Cellular component (GO): extracellular region
Molecular function (GO): insulin-like growth factor binding
Source: RefSeq, a predicted model, not a curated record